CUACGUAUCACUCACUAUGUGUGUGUGUAUAUAUAAGAAACGUAACAAGACGUUUUUGAAUAAAAAAAAAAGAAUCUCAUUAGCUCACUCACAUUUUUUUACAACGCUAUCCACACUCAUCUCAAGAAGUAAAGACAUGAUUACUAAGUUCGUCGUAUUGAUAGUUGCUUUAUUCGUCAACAUUGGUCUGUGUACGACUUGGAACGAUCCGAACUUGGAUAACUGGGAAGAAGGGUGGACUGUUAAUAUUUAUGGUGAACCUAUCGAUUGCGACGGAAAACCUUGUGUUAGACAUAAGCUUACGAAACCAUCCCUCGAUUCGAUAGAUCUAAGUGCCAAAUCCUGCAGCAAACCGGAUUCUGAUGGAUUGUUUGGUUGUAAUUAUUUACCAGAAAAUGCAACCGUUGUGGAUACUGUAGCCGAAUUGUAUGACGAUGACGAGAAAAAAAAUAGGACACGACAUAAAAGGUCUCAAUGGAUAUUUGAUACUUCUACAGGUGCUGCUGAGUUGGCCGUUUGGGAAAGAACUAGCUUUACCUAUUCCGUUUCGGCAGAUCCUUCUAUUGCAAGUGGCAUUUCCAAAGCGGCUGAUUAUAUCCAAAGUGCUUUUAAUUUAUGGUCAUUAUCAUGCUCAGAUUAUUCAGCUUUUGUUUCUCAGUGGAAAUAUACACCCAGUGUCAGUUCAGCAAAUGUUUGGUUCGACAUCCGAACAGGUACCAUAUGCGAGAAACCUUUGGCGCUCGCAUGUGCUUUCUUUCCAUAUCAAUACCCAGCUAGAACAACCAUAUAUAUUAAUAAUGCCAGAAUUGUCACUAAAUCCAGGAGUGAAGUUAUACGUACAAUGGCUCAUGAAAUUGGUCAUAUGUUUGGACUUGCACACGAAGAAGAAUCUCCAGGAUCAACAGUAUGGAGCCCCUUUUCGUAUGAUGAUGCCUCCAUAAUGCGACCUUCUCUUGGAUACCUUUCAACCAUUAGCCAAACGGACUGUGCUGCUAUGAAGUUCUAUUCCGAGGGUUUUCCACAACCAGAAAGAUGUCGAGCAACAAGAGUAGGAUACCGUUGUACUAAGGCACCUAUUCAUUAUGUAUCGCCAAUCAAUACAAAAAUAUCUUCAGGAUCAAGCUUCACUGGCGGAAAAGACGGUCAUGAUGAACUAUUGGAAGAUGCAGACGAAACGACGUGUACAGGAGGUGAUAUCACAAAAUACAUAAUGAAUAAUCCGUAUGAUGCGGCAACACAUUCUCAAGGCUACUUUAAUCGGGGUACGGCAUUAAGUCAAUGCGAAGCAGUAAUUGUAAAUUCUAAAUCUUUUUUUGCAAUGCAAAGUGAUGGCAAUUUUGUUUCGUACAAUAAGGCAACUGGUGACCCAAUUUGGACAACAGGUACAAACGGAAAAGGUGAAGGUGGUUAUAGUAUCAUAUUUCAAGAAGAUGGGAACCUUGUUAUUUAUGAUUAUAAAGAAGCGGUUAUUUGGGCCUCCGGAACUAACUUCAAUGCAACCUAUUGGGCAUUUCAAGAUGAUGGCACAACGUGUGUAGCAGAUGCUUCGAAAAUGUGUAUAUGGGGUCGUUUAGGAACCAAUUGAUUCUAUGAUAUUUAUUAGAUAUGCAAUAUAAUAUGAAUAAAAGCU
This is a messenger RNA of Halteromyces radiatus, 1630 nucleotides long. RefSeq lists its product as uncharacterized. Bases 17 to 1585 code for a protein of 522 amino acids. NCBI's taxonomy places the organism in Eukaryota, Fungi, Mucoromycota, Mucoromycetes, Mucorales, Cunninghamellaceae. The transcript has a single exon. Gene Ontology annotation, molecular function: metallopeptidase activity. The record is from RefSeq and is a predicted model, not a curated record.